AUGCCAUAUGAACUCACUGGCACCCACAGUACCCUCGCCAUAAUAACGCAUUGGGAACCACUGGCUGCGGAUCAAUCUUUGUCGAAGCAACAGCGCGAAUCCCAAGGCCCAGUCCGCAUCUAUGCUGCCGUAUACGGAAGAGGAAAGAAUGGCCUCAUAUCCAACAAACUUGCCGAGAGACUACGAAUCGUCGACGAUACACAACCCACAAAAGUCCCUCCUGUUGUCUGGAUCUCUUGGACGUUCGAAGGAUCUGACGAGAACCUCGAGACCAGUCAAGUUCACGUCGUUCCUGGACUCCAGCAGGACCUCGUUCUAGGAGACGAUACUGACGAACUCUGGCAAAGUGUUCACAUCAGUCCCCCAGAAGAACCAUUGCCUCGCGAGCUCAACUCUCGAGAAGACUUUGAGAGAAACGGUAUCUCGACUGUAAACGAACGGUCCAGAGCUAAGUUGAAAUACCUUAUCAGCCUUUAUAGCCCAAAGACUCAACCAAACAUCGCCGACCCCAACAUUGCUGACUCGGAGCCAGAAGAGAUUCAAAGGCCAUCAGAGGUCAGCUCCGAGUCUUUGCAUAGCUCAACACUUGAUAGCAUCAGCAACACUGGCUCAGGCGCCGACUGCUGGGUCAUGGACUUUGGUAAUAGUAUACAGGAUGCUUCUUCACCACAAGUCUCUUAUUUGGAUACCCCUGAUCAAACAUGCGGUGCCUACUACAACGCCGCUGCUCAUCUGGACCGAACUCACUCCGAACCUAGACACAAGGAUUAUGACGGAGGUUGUAGUGGAAGUGGAAUAUCACCCCUUGGUUCCGCGCCUUGUACUUUACGGUCGUAUUCUCCCAUCUCCAAUUGGUCUUUUAUAGAGAAAGACUCUGGAGCAAUGGGGGAACAAGAUGUACACCAGUGUCAACAUAGCGAUUUCGAAACGCACCCGGGCCAUCGCUUUUGGAUUUGGGAUCGUCAAAGGCAACUCUGGCGCCGAAGAGGGCGUGGCGGGCUGGAUGAGAGAGAUUGGUUCACCGAAUCGUUUCCUCAAUAA
Fusarium poae is the source of this 1041-nucleotide messenger RNA. RefSeq lists its product as uncharacterized. The record is from RefSeq and is a predicted model, not a curated record. The coding region runs from base 1 to 1041 and encodes 346 amino acids. The transcript has a single exon. Lineage: Eukaryota; Fungi; Ascomycota; Sordariomycetes; Hypocreales; Nectriaceae.